Molecule: messenger RNA, 1086 nt
Organism: Entamoeba invadens IP1
Lineage: Eukaryota; Evosea; Mastigamoebida; Endamoebidae
Exons: 1
Coding region: 1-1086 (361 amino acids)
Source: RefSeq, a predicted model, not a curated record
AUGGAGAAAGUGGACCCCCUCAAAACCGAACGUAAAAGUUAUCAAACACUUGACAGCUACUCGCUAAUGAUCGUUUCAAAGUAUUUUGAGGAUAAAAAUGAUUAUAUUAAUAUCGUGCAAGUGUGUAGGAAAUUCCGCUUCACGUUAGAGAAGUUCAGGUUCAACCCAAUUCCAAUCACUUCACAUAAACUCUUCCCAAACAUCGAGACACUUGUUUUAUACUCGUCGGAUGAUAACGUCUUCGAUACGCCACUUAUUCGCGUUGAGUAUAACGUCGUUUAUUCUCAUUAUAAAAAGAUGGAUCAAACAAAGACACAGUACAAGCGGGUUGUAUUCAAUCAAUACGAGAGGAGGAUGUACAGAGGAGUCAUCUUUGAUGGAGUGACAACACUAACUCCUCGCUGUUUUGAGAAUUGCUCCGUUGAUGACAUUUCAAUACCGCCAUCCGUGCGGUCAAUUGGUGAAUUUUGCUUUUACAAGUGUUACAAAACAAAGACAUUGACUGUUCCAGGAACUAUUAAAAUUAUCCCAUUGGCGUGCUUCAAAGAAAGUUUAUUUAGUUCAAUUGAAAUAUGCAGAAAUGUGAGGUGGGUUGAAAACAAUGCGUUUGAGAAGUGCACACAACUGACGUCAUUGAUAUUCCCUAAUACAAUAGAACGGAUCGGGAAGAUGUGCUGUAGCCAAUGCCUUCAACUCAAGAAUUUAGUCCUUCCAAAUUCAAUUCCAGAGAUACCACCAAUGUGUUUCCAGUACUGCUCGACAUUACGAGAAGUCGUACUUUCAGAGUCCGUUAGAAUUAUUGGCAACUUUGCAUUUCGAAAUUGUAAAGGACUUCUUCAAGUUGAUUUUGGAGAUAUGUUGAGCUACAUAGGGGAGUCUGCAUUUGAAAAUUGUAUCUCACUUCAGAAGGUGCGUCUGAAGGCUGACGGUGUAUACAUUGGCAAAUUCGCGUUCAAAAAUUGCGUUUCCCUCUGCGAGGUUCAAACAACCAAAGGCGCAAAUAUCGAGAAAAGUUGUUUUGAAGGGUGCAAACUACUCUUUAGUUAUAUUGAGUUUCACAAUAAGUCAAAUGCGAUUCAAGUCUGA